Molecule: messenger RNA, 1632 nt
Organism: Peromyscus californicus insignis
Lineage: Eukaryota; Metazoa; Chordata; Mammalia; Rodentia; Cricetidae
Gene: CUNH16orf90
Product: chromosome unknown C16orf90 homolog
Exons: 3
Coding region: 765-1295 (176 amino acids)
Source: RefSeq, a predicted model, not a curated record
ACUGACGGGAACGAAGAUAUGGUACCCUCUGCAGAAUUCGAGAACUGAACCCGGAGGGAUUUCGUGCACGUACAGCUUGUCAGUCUUCACGACAGGCCGGAAAUCAGUAUCAAGAUCCGUGCGCCAGAGGUUGUCCUGGAAACUGGUUAAUUCUGAGACGGGAGCCAUAGUGCUGGUGUGUCUCACCCCAGUGCGGGGGCGUAACCGCUACGAAUCGGGGACAACCGCGAUAAAGGAAGACUGGGGAGAGAAGAGAUGAGCUGAGCCAAGAGGGUGGGCGAAGAGGAAAGCAAAGCCCCAAGAUGGGUAGGCGCAGGAUGUAAGGGUGCCCUUGACCUGGACAUUGUGGUACAGACCAGGAGUAGAUGCUGAAGGACUUAGUAUGUAGAACAGGGCCACACAUUUGUGGCUAGUCCAACAUAGGUGACAAUGCAUUUGGACAGAGAGAAUGGUCUUUGCCACAAAUGGUUUGGAACAAUGAGAAAUCCACAGCAAAUAAAUGAAACUCUACUAUUAUCUGUAUACAAAAACGAUGGUUCGUAAACCUAAAUGUAGAACAUAGAACUAAACUUUGUAUAACGAAACGUAAAGGUUUUGUGACUGAGUUGAUUCCAAAUUAGUUGUAAUUUUAUAUUUCCACCAUCAAGGCAAGAGUUCCAGUUUGUCUACAUGCUUAGGGAAAAAUGGCAUUAUCUACACACUGCCUAACAACUUGUGAGAAAAUGGACAAUUAGACAAGUGUCACCCAGAACUGUCUUCUCAGCAUGAUUCAGAUCUCUGCAGAUGCAGUGAGCUGGGCCCCAGGACGCCCCAGCCACCCUGACACACCACCCAACAUCUAUGAGGGAGGGCUGGGGGCCCAGCAGCAGCAGGGCCCCGGUGCCCAGGGAAGCAAGCCCAAGAACUUCCGAUUGCGUCACCUCCGGAGCCUGGCUCUCUACCUGCCAGGCCACAUGCAGCCUGCUGGUCAAUGUGGAAGCCACUGGCUAGGCCGGCUCAUGGCUGGGGGCAGCCUGCCGAGGCCUGAAGGCUCGGCCUGGCCACUGGACCUGCCACAGGGGACCUUGGGUCCAGGUAACAGCCAUUGCUCAACCCUUCUGGAAGCCCAACUGCCCAGGGACAGCCUGGGAAAUACAGCUUCCAGUUCCAGCAUGGACCCAGCCAAGGGUAUCCCCUCCCAGUCUGGUCCCCCUGAGGGCUUGGGACUCAGGCCCAAGAGGUCCUGGAGAGCCUUGGAGGAGACCAUGUGUCCCUUGUGCAAGAGAACCCGCUCUGGGGCCUUGGAGAGGACAUAAGGAUCCAAAGUGCCAGGGCUGGGGACAGUAGGGGAAGAGUGGCCGAGGAGGCCAGGUUUACUGAAGAAGGGUUCAGUCCCAGCAGUAGCCCUGCCCACUGAGAUGGCCCCCAUAGCUGCCCAGCACCAGGCCUGGGCUAGUCUGGGGAUAGUAUGAAGGGAGGGAGGAGGAAGUCCCAUGGGAGGGACAGGAGAAAUGGAAGCAUACCCGUGCCCUUGCAGCCUGCCCAAACUCCGGUCAGCCACUUGUACCUGGGAGGCCAGGCCGAGCAGAGUCAGGUUCCUGAGAGGCCAGGGAGUCCUCAGGUCUAACCUCAGUAAAAGCCAAGGCCUACACA